This is a messenger RNA of Funneliformis geosporum, 1794 nucleotides long. The record is from the annotation of a GenBank genome assembly. Lineage: Eukaryota; Fungi; Glomeromycota; Glomeromycetes; Glomerales; Glomeraceae.
AUGGAUUCUACGCCUCAAUCUCCUACAGUUAAUUGUAGAUUCACUUUUGAUAACGUAAGAAAUUGGAAAUAUGAUCAAGUAGCUUGUUGGCUGCAAGAAAAUAAUUUUCGGGAAUAUCAAAAGGUAUUUUCAGAUAACGAUAUAAACGGAGAUGUCCUAUUAGAAUUAGACCAUGAGAUCCUCAAAGAAUUGAGGAUCAGAUCAAUUGGUGAACGCGUUAGGAUCCUUUUAGCAGUCAAAACUUUGCUAAAGUGCUGCGUAGGAAAUACUGCUCCUUAUGUUCAUUCUAUCAAAUAUUAUGUACCAAAGCAACAUGAAGCAUCAAACUCAUUAGAAAGCGUUAAACAGCGUGUCAUCAAAGUUAUCGGUGAAGAUGGUGCAACGCGAACUAUUUAUAUUAAUAAUGUAACCGAUGCUAAAUCUAUUUUAGCACGAGUUUUACAAAAGUUUAAUAUUAAUGAUGAUGUUGAAAAAUAUUCGUUGUUUACUACUUUGAGUGAUUCGGGUUCAGCUCGAAGCUUAUCUGAUGAAGAAUUAGUGAAAAUUUGUAGAAGUUCAGAUAGACCGGAAAGAGAUAGACUUAUUUUACGCAAGAAACAUGUGCACAUGAAUUUUGACCAAUUAAAACGUCAGAUGAGAGAUAAAAAAUUAGAAAAUUUCUUUGGAGAAAAACCUCCAACAUCAUCACAAGUUGGAAUGUCACAAAAAAAAUUAAGAAAUUUUUUUGGUCAACGUCCACCUUCAGAACUUAUUUCAUUAAAUCUUACGGAAUACUUUCCUGGACAUAAUAGUGAAGAAUUAGAACGAAGUUGUAGAAAUUCUGUUAGAAGGGCAUCAAGACUUUCCUCCGUUUCUAAAUUUUCUAGACGUAAAUCGAAAAGGAUGUCUUAUUUAUAUGAUGAUGACAAAGCUGAUACUUUUCUAUCACCUAUGGAUUAUUCAGAAACAGCAAUUAGGGUGAUGCCAUUAAAUUCUUUCAAUUUAUUUAAUAUAGGUGGAGAUUUUCAAGUUUUCAAAUGGAUGCAGGGCGCUUUGAUCGGAAUGGGAUCUUUUAGUAGUGUGUACUUAGGACUUAAUGCGAUUACCGGAGAAUUAAUGGCUGUCAAGCAAGUUGAAUUACCUACAGGACAAUCUGCAAAUGAGGAGAGAAAGAAAUCUAUGUUAGAUGCUUUACAAAGAGAAAUUACUCUUUUAAAGGAUUUACAUCAUGAAAAUAUCGUGCAAUACCUUGGUGGAUCAGUUGCAACUAUGCUUAAUAAUUAUGGUCCAUUAGAAGAAACAUUGGUUAGGUCAUUUAACAGGCAAAUUUUACAAGGAUUGAACUACCUUCAUGAGAAGGAUAUUAUUCAUCGUGAUAUCAAAGGUGCUAACAUUUUAGUUGACAAUAAGGGAGGUAUCAAAAUAUCAGAUUUUGGUAUUUCAAAAAAAGUUGAAGAUCAAAUUAUGGCAAAUACAUCCGUAAGUAGACCUUCAUUACAAGGUUCAGUAUUUUGGAUGGCUCCAGAAGUUGUUAAACAAACUCCUUAUACAAGCAAAGCAGAUAUAUGGAGUUUAGGAUGUUUAAUCGUAGAAAUGUUCACAGGAGAUCACCCAUUCCCUGAAUUUAAUCAAAUGCAGGCCAUGUUUAAGAUUGGAUCCCAAUCAUGUUCACCUGAAAUACCAGAAGGUGUAUCAAAUGAGACAAGAGAGUUUUUGAAAAAGACUUUUGAAUUGAAUCAUAAUAAUAGACCUACAGCUAAAGCAUUAUUAUCACAUCCAUUUGCUUUAUCAACUUCAUUUAAAUCAAAUACAUAA